AUAUGAUCUUCGUUGGGCAGUGCUCGAGACAGUCGUGUUUUAUAGGCGUUGACUUCGUCCUUCAUUUCUAUCAGUUCUUUUUCCAAUUAAAACAUUUUAAAGGGACUUUUAGUCAGUAGUUUUGAGUUUAAUCGGCAUUUAAAUAACUAAAUUAAUCAUGGCUCUUAGCGACGCUGAUGUACAGAAACAGAUCAAGCAUAUGAUGGCUUUCAUCGAACAGGAAGCCAAUGAAAAAGCCGAAGAAAUUGAUGCCAAAGCAGAGGAAGAAUUUAAUAUUGAAAAAGGUCGCCUUGUUCAGCAACAACGACUCAAAAUUAUGGAGUAUUAUGAAAAGAAAGAAAAACAAGUUGAGCUGCAAAAGAAAAUUCAAUCGUCUAACAUGCUCAAUCAAGCAAGACUCAAAGCUUUGAAAGUUCGUGAAGAUCACGUAAAAACCUGCCUUGAUGAAGCCAGAAAAAGAUUAAGCCAAGUAGCUCAUGAUCGUGCAAAGUAUAGUGAAAUAUUAAAAUUAUUAAUUGUUCAGGGAUUAUAUCAGUUGAUGGAGCACAAUGUUGUGCUACGCGUUCGUCAAGUUGAUCUGCCUCUUGUAGAAUCAUUUCUAGAUGAAAUCUCUGCGAUAUACAAAGAUAUUUCGAAAAAAGAAGUAGUUAUAAAAGUUGAUCAAGAUAACUUCUUACCAGCUGAAAGUUGUGGAGGUGUUGAGUUGUUUGCAUUGAAAGGUCGUAUAAAAAUUAACAAUACCUUAGAAUCUAGAUUAGAGUUAAUUGCUCAGCAGUUAAUUCCUGAAAUCCGAUCAGCAUUGUUCGGUCGUAAUCCAAACCGCAGAUUCACAGAUUAAGAAAUAAUAAACAUCAUAACUAAAAAACAUUCCCUAUUCGCAAAUGUUAAAUCUUAAAAAGCACACUUUCAACAGGAUUGAAAAUUAUAUGCCGAACUAACAACUUCAAUAUUUGUUAGAAAGAUUAAAAAAAAAACAAUGGCGAAAAAUAAAAAAAAUGUGCGUUCGGAAUUAUGGCCUACUUAGAGUGUGGGUAACUAUUGUUGUUAAUAUAUUAUUAAUACAUUGUAUUUCAUAGAUAUAUCUUGGCAAAGUGCCGCUAUGAAUUUCUGUUUCAUAUAAAUAUAUAUUAAAAAAAUAUUUAUCAUUAUAAACAAACUUACUCAAAUUUUUAUUUGAAUAUAAAAAUUUUUUUAGAUUUAUUUUUAGGUGAACGCACAUUAGUCGCAAUUUAAUUAUUUAAAGCGCAAUAAAUGUAUUUGGAUUGUUAAAUAUUGUAAUCAUGAACAUAAAUCAUCUUUUAUCCCUUUGAUUGAAUAUUUUCCUUAUAAAUAAUUUGAACGAUAUGAAUUUAUAAUUAAAUUAUACGAAAAAUAUAAUUAUUGAUCAAUAACAAUAUUCGUGAGAGUAUUAUAAAUAUAUAUAAAUGUAAUUCACUUGUAGUUAAAAUGACCUAAAUCUAUAUUGUGCAUGUUAAAAUUAAAUAAGCGAAUAUAUUUCUGUAAAUAUGUAUUUAAUUCGUUGUACUAUACAAAUCUCAAAUAUCAUAGAGGUUCGAAUACAUUUGAAAAAUGCACUAAGUCCAAUUAAAUGUGUCUCAUUACGACGUUUAAUAAACAUAAUUAUAUAAUUUCAAUCAAAAAA
Chelonus insularis is the source of this 1642-nucleotide messenger RNA. It is a transcript of the gene Vha26, whose product is annotated as V-type proton ATPase subunit Vha26. The transcript is spliced from 5 exons. Gene Ontology annotation, molecular function: proton-transporting ATPase activity, rotational mechanism. Gene Ontology annotation, cellular component: proton-transporting two-sector ATPase complex, catalytic domain. NCBI's taxonomy places the organism in Eukaryota, Metazoa, Arthropoda, Insecta, Hymenoptera, Braconidae. The record is from RefSeq and is a predicted model, not a curated record. Bases 158 to 838 code for a protein of 226 amino acids. Gene Ontology annotation, biological process: proton transmembrane transport.